Molecule: messenger RNA, 1192 nt
Organism: Suillus fuscotomentosus
Lineage: Eukaryota; Fungi; Basidiomycota; Agaricomycetes; Boletales; Suillaceae
Product: siroheme synthase
Exons: 1
Coding region: 200-1027 (275 amino acids)
Biological process (GO): siroheme biosynthetic process
Molecular function (GO): precorrin-2 dehydrogenase activity; protoporphyrin ferrochelatase activity
Source: RefSeq, a predicted model, not a curated record
CUUUGUACACCGUGACCAGUUUGGCUGCAGCUGCAUAAUUCACUUCAACCGCAUCAACCGCAUCAGCUCUCACGAGCUCUCAGUAAUUCACCCCAGUCUCUCCGUAAGCUCUUUUCCGUAUAACUGACCGGCUCCUUAUCGCCAUCAUAUUUUACGCGGCAGGUCCAUCAAUCAUUUUUUACUGAUUUGGGGUUCUGUCAUGUCUCACUUGGGUGGUGGUUCUCUGUUGCUGGCCUGGCAACUGAAAGGAAAACAUGUGCUUAUCGUUGGCGGUGGUGAUGUUGCUUCUGGGCGUAUUGAAUCUGUGCUAGCUGCCGAUGCUCGCGUGACGCUUAUCAGUCCAAGUAACGGACUGCACACUCUUACCAAGUCUUUCCUCGAUGGACCCCAUAAUAUCACAUACCAUGACCGCCUGUUCGGAGGCGUGGAAGACUUGGCCGAUGUUGAUCUUGUAUUAACGGCAAUCGAUGAUGUGGCGCAGUCUCGUGUCAUUUGUUGCCUAUGCAGGGAGCUCAAGAUUCCCGUUAACGUGGCUGAUAUCCCGGAGUCAUGCGACUUUUAUUUUGGCUCUCAAAUCCGUGACGGCCCUCUUCAAAUUAUGAUCUCGACAAACGGGAAUAGCCCUAAACUGGCUAAUAUCAUACGGAAGAAGGUCGAGCAAAGCCUUCCAGAGCAUGCCGGAGAUGCAAUUACCAGGGUGGGUGAGCUGAGAGUGAAGUUGAAGGAGAGAGCUCCUGGAGUGGGCGGUGCAAUUGGGAAGAGACGGAUGCGGUGGAUGAUUGAUGUCUGCACUUCUUGGGAAAUGGAGGAGCUUGCUCUAUUGGACGAUCAGAUGAUAAAGAGGCUUCUUGACGAUGGCUGGGAGAAGAACGUAGUCCCAUCUCCUGGUGAGCUGGGAGCCAGGUCAUCCCGGCAGGUGUAUGAAGCCAAACUGAACCUCACGACCCCUGGCGUUUUGGUUACCACGUUGAGCUUUGUUGCAGGCGCUGCUUGCGCAGGUCUUUUAUUGCUCGUCCGACGGCGGUGAUCCUCGCGUAUGCCGCCCCGCCCCGCUUCAAUACAUACCUGAUCUUUUGUCCUGAAUUGUUUGGUUUAUUCCUGUUGGUGUACAACGACGACAAUCACUGUGAUGAAGCACGCUAUUCCUGGGUCAGAUCUAUUCACGAUUGCCUCUCCAUUAUCCUUGCCGACA